Molecule: messenger RNA, 2497 nt
Organism: Seriola aureovittata
Lineage: Eukaryota; Metazoa; Chordata; Actinopteri; Carangiformes; Carangidae
Gene: m1ap
Product: meiosis 1 associated protein
Exons: 12
Coding region: 211-1938 (575 amino acids)
Biological process (GO): spermatogenesis; male meiosis chromosome separation; meiosis I
Source: RefSeq, a predicted model, not a curated record
UGCGCAACCAAACGUAUUUACCUGUUGCCUCCAGCUAGCGUUAGCCUGCUUAGCUAGGAAACUGUUAGCUUACUACAUAUUUAGUUAAAAGUUCGUGGUUGUUGUUUUCCUUGUCAUAUCGUUCUGAUACUUUCCAAAAUAUUGUAUAUUUACCCCAUUUACUGUUCCAGCAGAGGACAACUACAGCUGGAGGAACUUAACCUAGCUAAGAUGUCCAUGGACAACAGAAAGAGGCCAGCGGCUUCCUCCAACUCUGGGAACUUUGCUUUCUGUUCCUCGUCAUUCCGGCGUCAACCAGCCAGGGUCCUGAUCGUGGAGGCACUGCCUCCAUGUUGGUCAGAGACCUGCACGGUGAUCUGUGAUGCUCUGGAUAACUUCUUGUCCCUGGCCUGUAGCCUGGAUGGACCAUGUAGGAUACCGCUACUCAGUCUGUACGCCAUCAGCCGGCAGCAGGAAUGCCUACUGCCAUUUGCGCAGGUUCGUGGUAACUUGGCCAGGCUGCACUCCUGCGUGGAGGAGCUGAGGUCUAUUCCAGGUGAAGGCUGUGUCAGGGGAGCAGCCAGAGGAGGCGAGCUGCUGCGUCAGGCAGUGCUGGACAGUCUACAACAGUUUAAACAGUACAUCAGGCAUACCAGCACUGGAAACCAGGCCAACAGCAACAACACAUCUGUGGAGGUUACUGUGGUGACCAGCCAGCCAGGGAAGGGCAUUGUCCAUCAUUUAGAGACAGGUCUCAAAGAUGCUGACCUGGUGCCACUAAAGCGGCUCCUGGUUGUACAGAUCGGCACUGCAGGAGACUGGGGCCAGGACACUCCCUCACCUGAAGCCACAUACGCUGAGACUGAAGAGUGUCUGAUGUUGGGGACAGAGGUCGACCUGCAGCGGGUGGAAAACAGUGUGGCUGCCAUGGAAACGGUGUUAAAGGCAUGGCUUCAAGAGCAGGGAGGAGACAGAGAGCACCUCCACCUGCUGCUGCCGAGCCCCACAGACAGUCUCAUUCCAGUGUGUGUGAAGUGUGACAUGCAGGAGCGUCUAAUAAGCCCCGCCCUCCUUCCCCUGACCCCUAACCUGGGAGUGAAGACUGAGAGCGCCCUGGACUUCCUGCCUGUCACUAAGGUCUCAGCCAAUCAGAGCCCAGCACCACAGAGACUGAAAGUGAUCAAGGUUCUGCACGCAGAUGGAGUGUGUGAGAGUGUGUUGUACGGCCUGCCGUUGGUCAUCCGCCCCACCACCUGCUGGCAGCUGGACUGGGAUGAAAUGGAGGCCAACCACAACUUGUUCCACGCGCUCUGUCACAUUCUCAGGAGUCGUGACUUGUUCCUGCUGCUGCAGGUGGAGCCUGCCCAGAGGUCCACAGCUGGAGGCUCAGGUGUGUAUUCCCACUACGUCCUCCAGCCGUCCCCGUCUCUCUCCCUCCUUCUGAAGCCUGUGGUCUCUAGAGAGUUGCUGCUGCCCUGCUCGCUGCCCAUCUCAACUCAGGACCCUGCACCUGACGCCGUGCAGACUGUACAGGGUUGUCUCACUCAGCUGGACGAGGAGUUUGUGUUCAACCCUCUCUCUCUGUGCAGUAACCUGUACCGGCACCUCAGGAGCAGAGGCCUGUUCUCUCAGCCACGAUACCCUUACAGGCUCCAGCCAGCAGCUGUCGUCAGAGACCAUCCUCAACCACCAGAGGGCACUAAAACAACAGGCAGCAGACAGCGUGGGCAGCCACAAAGCCAGGGUCGCCAUCUGGGAACACACAGCAAGGUCAGGGCCACGGUGGCUCCGAUGCCCUCUUCCUCCUCCCACCCCUCCUCCUCUUCCUCCUCUCUGGGACCUCCUCCUGCCAAGGCCUUGCGUCCGGCUCUGACGCUCCUCGGCAGCAGCAGUGGAAGCCGCCGGGCCCCGGCCCCUUCUCGUCACAAGGAAGACGACGAUGACUCCAUGGUUUUAUAGUCAGAACAACUGUAGGGUGAGUCGAAGAAAGUGUGCCGAGAGAGCAAUACAGUGACGAGAGAGAGAGAGAGAGAGAGACAGAGAGAGAGAGAGAGAGAGAGAGAAGCAGUGAAGUACAUUCUUAACAAGUCAUUUAACACACACACACACACACACACACACACACACACACACACACACACACUUUGAAAUCCCAACCUGUCACUUCAAAGGGCUUUCCAGUGAGAAACAGUGUAGCUAAGUCAGCGCGCACACAAACACACUCACACACACGUUUGGCUAAUCGGUCUCCAUCGUAAAGUUUGUGAGUAAUCAGACAGCUCACAAAGGCUUUAAUGACACACACUAAUUUACACGUAAAUGUACACAACACACACAGUCACAUACUGUGAACACACUGCGAACACACACCUCAUUUGUGCUGCACCCUGGGUGGUUACAGCUUCUCUUCAUACUUUCAUCUCUAUUUAUUGUCACCACACGAACAGCAUUUGCUAGAUGUGAAUUUAACAAGCCUCGGUGUGUGUGUGUGUGUGUGUGUGUGUGUGUGUGUGUGUGU